AUGCAAUGUGGUGGUGGUGGUGAUCACGGACACUUAAUAUUGGGGACUCCUACUAUCAUAUUUAAUCCCGUUACUCGAGAAUUUGUUAGGCUUCAUGGAACUAAUGCUAACAUACAAGGUCUCCAUAUUUCCGUAGCAGCUGGAUUUGGCUAUCAUCAUUCAACUAACGAGUAUAAGGUCGUAAGAAUCUACGACGAAUAUAUUGGAAACGUGUUGCAGUUGAGAAAAAGGGUGAGGAAGGUCCAGGUAUACACUCUUGGUGGUGGUGGUGGAUGGAGGUACAUAGGGAAUGUACGGUACACAUUUUACUUCCCAGGUAUUAACGCAAACGGAUCUCUUUAUUGGGUAGAUUAUAGUACUGGAGGGAAGAUUAUAGCUUUUGAUUCGAGGGAUGAAGAGUUCCAAUCGAUCUCGACACCGCCACAAAUUUCCAUAUCUCUUAAUUCACAAUGCACAACAAUAUUGUCUUUUAGACUGCGAGUUUUGGGAGGGCACUUAUGCCUUGUUCAUCAAAAGCCCGGAAUUUGUGUGGAUAUAUGGUCACUGAAGAAAAAGAAAAGGACUAAUUCUAACGGUUGCAGCGUCCAAAGCGACAAGGGAAAUUUUUGGUUAUGGACUAAGGAGUUUAGCAUCACAUGGGAAGCUUCGUUUAGGGACUAUGACCUUAUCACCAUUACAAAGAGCAAUGUGGUUUUGUUGCGUUGCAAUUUCACUACUCUCUAUUGUUAUGACCUGAAAACUGAACUUUUAAGCAAGCUUUGGAAGGACGAUGCAAAUUCCACAAUUUUUGACGCAACUCCACAUACGAACAGUUGUAUUUCACUGAAAGACCUUGGUGAAAAAAUUCUGUGA
Molecule: messenger RNA, 852 nt
Organism: Papaver somniferum (opium poppy)
Lineage: Eukaryota; Viridiplantae; Streptophyta; Magnoliopsida; Ranunculales; Papaveraceae
Product: F-box/kelch-repeat protein At3g06240-like
Exons: 1
Coding region: 1-852 (283 amino acids)
Source: RefSeq, a predicted model, not a curated record